GGUCAGUUAUUCUCGAGAUAAACACUACAAUACAAAAAAGAUGGUAGGGCUUGGGAAUUAGUCUACGUUUGCUAAUCGGUAUGUUUUUCCGUAGGCUAUUCGUUCUGGCCAGACCCGAACAAAUAUGGACCCCAUAAUUAAAUAGGAUCACAUUCAACCAUGAUUUACGCAAUGAAUGGCUGGAUCAGAAUAAUGAAUUAGAACGACGCUAUAAUACUGUCAGUAAAAAGGCCCCUAAGCAACUCGUCGGGAGCCUCACCGGCGGCUCCGUAUGAUGGGUCACCACUGGUGCCGUAAAGCGCUCCGCCUGGUGUCGCAAUGGUGAUUGCAGUGACAGCACUUUCCGGCAGCAGGGAAAUCGAGGAGAAAGCACUGACAAACGUCGCAAGGGAAACCCUAUAUUUCCCCGGUAAUCGUCGGAGUUACAGGCGGCUCGGCAAAGCAACUUUUAUCUCGAGUGUAGAUGUUUUUACGUGGUGAAUGAAAUCACAUUUGACGUCUUUUCAAGCGUGAAUCUCCACCUUAAUGCGGUGGGAUGGCUACAGUGCCGACCGGGCCUAACAGUUCAUUGCCUGCAUCCCCGGCUAAAAUUACUCCUCUACCCGGGGAUCGGAGCCUGGGUCCGGGGGCGGACGCGUGCGGCUGUGGCGCGGUGGAUUUGACCAUCGGGGAAGAUCAGGGGAGGGAGUCGCAGGUCACUGCGGUCAAACGGUCGAUCCAGAAAAAGCAGAAAAACAUGCUAGCCCACGCUAGCCCGUCAGCGCUGCACCUCAAAGUGCAACACCCGGAGCAGCAGCAGAUGAACGGCUUGGUGAGCCCCGCGGGGCCCGCUGACACCCACAGCCCACACGAACACGUAGAGAACCCUGACAACCCGAGGCCGUCCGUAGAAAACUGUGACAGCUGCGACGAAGGUACCUCGAGCUACGACAACAUCCCCGAGCUCUGCCAACACGAAGGCCACAGCCCCUUUUCAAAUAACAGCAGCCACCCCCUCUUGAAAAACAGUAGUAUGAAUGGGAUGCCUUCCAUCACCCGAACCGGAGCCUGCCCAAACCUCCCUAAGACGAUAGAUGCCCCCGGGAUUCAGAGGAACGAAGGAGAAGACUGCCACCCUUCGACCCCUGGGCCGUCGGGGGACGGGGACGGAGACUACCUGGAGGAUGGGACCUGUCCCGGGGAUGGCUCGUCGAGCGAGCCGCCCGUGGCAGAGCUGGCCCGGCUCGAUCUGAAAGGGCCACCGUGCACGGCGAUCGAAGACAACCACGGGAUUAAUUACGUCCGUUACGAGUCCGAGUUACAAAUGCCAUGGAUCAUGAGGCUUAUCACCAAGGACUUGUCAGAGCCUUAUUCAAUAUAUACAUACAGGUACUUCAUCCACAAUUGGCCGCAGCUUUGUUUUCUGGCCAUGGUGGAGCAAGAGUGUGUUGGCGCCAUCGUUUGUAAACUGGACAUGCACAAGAAGAUGUUCCGUCGCGGCUACAUCGCCAUGCUGGCGGUGGAUUCCAAACACCGGAGGAAAAGCAUCGGUACCAACCUGGUGAAGAAGGCCAUCUACGCCAUGGGAGGGGACUGCGACGAGGUCGUCCUGGAGACGGAGAUCACCAACAAGUCUGCGCUGAAGCUGUACGAGAACCUCGGCUUUGUCCGGGACAAGCGGCUGUUCAGGUACUACCUGAACGGCGUGGACGCACUGCGGCUCAAACUGUGGCUCCGCUAGACGGACGCCGCGAGGGGGGGAGAGAGAGGGGGGGGACAGCGGGCACCACUCUUUGUACUGCCUCUCGCCAGCCGCCCCUCGAAAACCGCGCCCCCACCCGUUCACGUUUAGAACACACCUACACGCAAGCGCACCCCCCCCUCCCGCACACGGACACACACACACACGCAUACACGUACACACACACACACACACAUACACAUACACGCGCAACCAUACACUCUACACCAUACAUGUACCUGCGAACAGACAGGAAUACUAUGCACAUAGGUAUGCAUAGUUACACGCGCAAGACACACACACACACACACACAUGCUCCCCCCCCUCCCCCCCGGCUGAAUUCUUUGUGAACUCGAACUUGUCUGGCGGGCCGAUCGGAUGGAGAUCACACGAACGCUUUUUGCCAGAACCGCCCACCGUACCGGCCCCCCGUACACCGGCCCCCCGUACACCGGCCCU
Molecule: messenger RNA, 2180 nt
Organism: Gadus macrocephalus (Pacific cod)
Lineage: Eukaryota; Metazoa; Chordata; Actinopteri; Gadiformes; Gadidae
Gene: naa30
Product: N-alpha-acetyltransferase 30, NatC catalytic subunit
Biological process (GO): N-terminal peptidyl-methionine acetylation
Cellular component (GO): NatC complex
Molecular function (GO): protein-N-terminal amino-acid acetyltransferase activity
Source: RefSeq, a predicted model, not a curated record